AUUCAUUCCAUAAAUAACGGGGACUCUCCCUUAAUUUCCUCUCAUCCAUCAAAUAACGAAAUGGAGAAGGUGGGCGAUUCUCAGCCGUCUUCAUCAGAGCCCGUUUCGCCAACUAGUAACGAGAUGAUGAAGGAGCAGCGGCAGCAGAGAGUCCUGAAAGUUGAGGCUGAAUCUUCAGAAAACUGUUUGGAAAAGAUAAAAAGCGUCUUAGAAAAGCUUCGAGAAACGAGUGACAUCGACACAUGGCGUGAAGAGAGAGAUGGGACGGUGAUGGUCUGGGGUUACUUUGAUCCUGAGAAGCUUAAAAUAAAGUUAGGAAAUGAGGCCGGCGAUGCGAUCAUGUCAAUUACAGACCCAACUAACAGCAUUCACAGUGAUAAAUUGGCGUCGUUUGAGUACGAUGGUGGGGAGUGUGCAGCCAAAAACCCUGCGAUGCCUGUUUGCGAUUUCAGCGAUAUCAAAAUUCUCUCGACUGGUGAAUUAAUAAGGGAGACCAAAGAAAAAAGUGGGUGCUGUUGUUGUAUAUUGUAAUAGUGAAGUUAUAAAUGACAAUACUAAAUGGUUAUGCCGAUCA
Zingiber officinale is the source of this 574-nucleotide messenger RNA. RefSeq lists its product as uncharacterized. The coding region runs from base 61 to 531 and encodes 156 amino acids. The transcript is spliced from 4 exons. The record is from RefSeq and is a predicted model, not a curated record. NCBI's taxonomy places the organism in Eukaryota, Viridiplantae, Streptophyta, Magnoliopsida, Zingiberales, Zingiberaceae.